Scaptodrosophila lebanonensis is the source of this 1060-nucleotide messenger RNA. It is a transcript of the gene Tengl1, whose product is annotated as endonuclease G, mitochondrial. Gene Ontology annotation, cellular component: nucleus; mitochondrial inner membrane. The transcript has 2 exons. Lineage: Eukaryota; Metazoa; Arthropoda; Insecta; Diptera; Drosophilidae. Bases 61 to 996 code for a protein of 311 amino acids. The record is from RefSeq and is a predicted model, not a curated record. Gene Ontology annotation, biological process: apoptotic DNA fragmentation. Gene Ontology annotation, molecular function: nucleic acid binding; single-stranded DNA endonuclease activity; metal ion binding.
UUCAUUUACACCUAAACAUAAAAGCUUCUGGGGUCCUGGGAAUUGAAUAAUUAUGGCAAAAUGUCCCUUCCAGGUAUAGUGGCUGUCUUCAUAGCUACAGCCGGGUGUUUCUUUGCUUUGGGUGCCUAUUACCAGCACCACGAUGUGGUGCGUAAUAUCAAAAAAUUAGAGCGCAAAAAUGCACACGCCUACUAUAUACGAAGGAAACUUUAUGGACUGUUAGGCAUCUUCGGUGCUCAUACGCGUGACAGUCCUGAAGAAGAAAACGAAAGCGAAGAAUCCAAUAUAUUGAGCAACAUUUUAAAAUAUGGGUUUCCAAGCAUGAACGACAUACGGGUUCAUCGAGACUAUGUCAUGUCUUUCGAUCGUCGAAACUCUGCCAUAAACUGGAUAUGCGAGCGUGUGGAUAGCAGCAAGGAUUCAAUAGCAUCCGAGGAGGAGCUAGUAGUGGCCAGACCAAGCAUCGCAGAAAGCGUAUCAGCGCCAAUAGUUUGUGAAAUUGCUCAUGCAAGUCUUAGACAAACAGCCAAAGGAAAUGUUGAUCAAUCCGAAGCAUCUCGGGUUUUCUUCCUCUUGAACAUAAAACCCUUUAAAAAUGAGGGCUUAAAUCUGAGAAUCUGGGAAAAUCUACUGGGCUAUGUGAAUGAGCUGGCAAAAUGCCAUCGCACAGCUUAUGUCUACACCGGAUCUAUAUAUAUGCCCACAGAAUUGGGCACCAAUAGCUGGUAUUUGAAGUUUCAGGCUACAAAUGCUACAAUGGUAGCAGUGCCUACGCACUUCUUUAAGAUCAUCAUAAUCGAUCCAAAAGAGGGAACCAGUGCACCAUACGCCGAGGCCUAUGUAGUACCGAACUCUCCCAUGCCAAAUAUACCCGAUCUUAGCGUAUUCCUCAGUGAUAUACGCGAUAUCGAGAACGCAACCGGACUGCAGUUUUUCGACGGCCUUGCACGCAACUUUGUGAGCACACAAAGCGAUCACCUGGGAAGGAAUUUGUAGUUGCCCAUUGUAAUUGCAUUUUAAAAAUUUUCAGUAACAUGUUAAUAUUAUUUGAAAUUAGCAA